Molecule: messenger RNA, 3340 nt
Organism: Podarcis lilfordi (Lilford's wall lizard)
Lineage: Eukaryota; Metazoa; Chordata; Lepidosauria; Squamata; Lacertidae
Source: the annotation of a GenBank genome assembly
AUUGGUAAAGAAAAAUGCCUUUUAUAUGUGUUGUAUAUGCAGUAUAACACUGUGACACCAGAUGACUUUGUGGAGUCCCGACUUUCCCAACCCAAUUUCCCUGUGUGAGUUUAUAAUACGUUUAACCGAAACGCUUCUUUGAUGUCUCUAGAUCCAACCAGGGUUACAAUAUAUUUUCUGGUGUUUCCACUACAGUAUAGGUUGUGUGCAGUCUAGAACCCUUUUCUGAAAGAGGGACUCCUAUUUCCCUCCUGGUCUUUCUCUUUCCCUGCGUCACAGCUGCAAAUGAGAUCAAAGAAGAACCUCCUCCGGGAGAAGGGAUCCCACAUCUGGAAGACACGCCCCACGUUUUCCCAGGGGGAUCUCAGGAUGACAUUUUCCUGGCAGCCGAGUACUGUGAAAGUAAGUAUUCAAAAGGAAGGAGUGCCACAGCUCAGGGGAUGUUUGUUGGGUUAGGGCCGCCUCUGGGUUGUUUUUCUCCCAGUACGUUUCCGAGCACAAUUCAAAGUGUUGGUGCUGACCUUUAAAGCCCUAUACGGCCUCGGCCCAGUAUACCUGAAGGAGCGUCUCCACUUCCAUCAUUCUGCCUGGACACUGAGAUCCAGCGCCGAGGGCCUUCUGGCGGUUCUCUCGCUGCGAGAAGCGAGGUUACAGGGAACCAGACAAAGGGCCUUUUCUGUGGCACCCGCCCUGUGGAACGCCCUCCCUUCAGAUGUGAAGGAAAUAAGUAGCUAUCUUAUCUUUAAAAGACAUCUGAAGGCAGCCCUGUUUAGGGAAGUUUUUAAUAUUUAAUGCUGUAUUGUUUUUAACACUCGAUUGGGAGCCGCCCAGCGUGGCUGGGGAAACUCAGCCAGAUGGGUGGGGUAUAAAUAAAUUAUUAUUAUUUCUAAAGUUUUCUCUCUGUGUGUCUACACCUCACUAAACCUUGCAGUUCCCCUGAGCCUAAUAUCUUGUGUGUAAAUGGUGCUGUUUUGUCUUAAAAAGCAGAAACACUCACAACCCAAACCUCAGAGUUUGAGAAGAAAUAUUCCAGUCAGACGCAAUGGUCUUCAUCCUAUCACCUCAAAACUCUUGCCACCUUUGUUUUGGAGUGGUAGGAUGGAGUCCAUUGUUCUGCCUCCAUGGUACCUUCUGUUUUCCUCCUCUCCUAUCAGAUGGAGUGAUAUCUCGGCCUGUGUUUUCUUGUCUCUCUAAUCUCUUCAGGCGACGGCACUGCCAGUGAGAGCGAGAUGCACAGGACGCAUCAAGAAGGCCCUAGGUCAGCCAGUUCUGACAGGAGGUUCCCGGGGGUUUCCCUCAGGGACGUUUCUGUGAAGUCCGAAGCCUUCGAUCAGGGCUACAAGUCCGACAGGCAGCAGUGGCAGCGGGCCGUGAAGAUGUGGGGCAUCUCCAUUCAGGAGGUGGAAACCGCCGUGGCUGAUAACGCCGGCGCGGUCCGCGCAGGAGAGGAGUGCCACAUGUGCCGCAAAUGCGGGCAGGCGUUCGAGCACCAAUCGGGGCUCAUCGUGCACCAGAUGAUCCACACGGCCGAGAGGCCCUACGAGUGCCUUGAGUGCGGGAAGAGCUUCUGCCAGAGGGAGAACCUUCUUGCACACCAGAGAAUCCACUUGGGGGAGAGGCCUUAUGAGUGCCCGCAGUGCGGGAAGAGCUUCAGCACGCGGUCGCAUCUUAUCACCCACCAGAGAAUCCACACGGGCGAGAAGCCGUACGAGUGUCUGCACUGUGCGAAGAGCUUCAGCAACAAGUCCUCGCUCGUCACCCACCAGAGAAUCCACACGGGCGAGAAGCCUUACGAGUGUCCGCAGUGCGGGAAGAGCUUCUGCCAGAGCGGGCAGCUGAUCCGACACCAGAGAAUCCACACAGGAGAGAAGCCCUACGCUUGCCUACAGUGUGGGAAAUGUUUCUGCCAGAGAGGUCAGCUGAUCCGGCACCAGAGGAUGCACACGGGAGAGAAGCCUUACGAGUGCCUUCAGUGCGGGAAAAACUUCAGCAGGAAGUCAUACCUUGACAUUCACCUGCGGAUGCACACAGGAGAGAAGCCUUAUGGGUGCCCUGAGUGCGGGAAAAGCUUCUGCCAGAGUGCCCAGUUGAUCCGGCACCAGCGGAUCCACACGGGGGAGAAGCCAUUCGCGUGUUCUGAGUGUGGGAAAAGCUUCUUCCAGAAGGAGAAGCUGGUAAGACACCAGAGAACCCAUGCGGAAUCAAAACCGCACGAAUGCUCAGAGUGCCAAAAAACCUUCCCCCAGAAAGAUAAGCUCAUGCAUCAUCAGAAAACCCACGCAGGGCUUGACACCUUAUGAAUGUUUCCUCUUUUUAAAAAAAACAAAACCCUGCUCCUAAAGUGUAAUAAGUUUUGGGCAAAAUGCAUCACGUUUAAAUAUUAUUCGAGACCGAUGUUGGAGAAGGUUUCUGCUGUAAUUUGGGGCUUACCAAAUAUAAGGAUAAAUACAGAAGAGAGAAACAGAGUCUUGCUGGAUCAAACCAGGCCUGCUGUCUACUCCUGAAAUUGAGGCAUUGAGGUGAUGACAGUCGCCAUUCAAAUCCUCUUGGUUGGUUGGGAGAACAUUCUUACACAUCGGAGAAUCCACACAGAAAAGAGCCCUUUCUGAAGCAGCUUGGAACAAGGGGCAGCUUUUCCUCAGUGGUGCCGUGAAGUAACUUUGGCCUCCGGACGUCAUAGACAUCCCUCCUCAAUUUCUUAGACGGGAACGUGAAUUUACUUCAAAACACAGUGAGCUAUCCCUGCUGAGUUCGGGGCCCUCUGGCCCUUUGAGCUGUAUGUCGCCUUGAAUUCCUCCCCAUGGGACAGAACUCCUUUUCACAUUAAAACCAAAAGCAGCUGAAAAUAAGUGUAAAAUGUCACUUAGGACGUAGACAUUUGCAGGUUGGAUGUGUAAAGUAUAGACGUAUUUCUGCUGUUGUCAUCCCCCUCCCUCACAUCAGGUAUCUCUCCCACAAUCUCCUCUUCCGUUAUCCUUUAUUUGCACAAAAUCUAGUCCAGCAUCCUGUUUUCACAGUGGCCAACCAGAUACCUUGGUGUGGGGUUGGGGACACAAGCUUUUGCAUUAUGGUGAACCAACGCAGGGCAACCCCUCACCCGACAGUUACCGGAUUUCAGCAGGAAGCUCUAGGUGCCUGUGCAAAAUGGGAGCAAAGCAGUUUGCCUUUUUUCAGGUGUGAGCAGUACUGAAAGCAGGUUGUGUCCGCUCCCCUCUCCCCCAAUACAUUUGCGGAAGGAAACGAGUCCACGCUGUGGUUAGGGUUAAGUUCAAGAGCCCAUGUUGAUCGAAGGAAGGUGAUUAUGUUGGAGGGACGUGAUCAAUCAGGCAGAGGGUCUCCC